Molecule: messenger RNA, 2325 nt
Organism: Pyricularia oryzae 70-15
Lineage: Eukaryota; Fungi; Ascomycota; Sordariomycetes; Magnaporthales; Pyriculariaceae
Exons: 3
Coding region: 1-2325 (774 amino acids)
Biological process (GO): intracellular iron ion homeostasis; copper ion import; iron ion transport
Cellular component (GO): plasma membrane
Molecular function (GO): ferric-chelate reductase activity
Source: RefSeq, a predicted model, not a curated record
AUGGUGCCCAUCGUCGCCUCCUCGCGGGCGUUUCUCGUCAUUUCCCUAGUCUCCAUACCGCAGGCCAUCUUGACCCAUGCAUCGGCGGGCAUCGUCGGCUACGGCAUCGACCUGUUCCCCGAUCUCUGCUGCCAAUCAUGCUACGAUUCGCUCUCCAAGCUCUACCUCGGCUGCACCACCUUUGACAACAGCAGCUCGAUGGCCGGCAUGGACAUGAGCGGGAUGGACAUGAGCAUGCCCAUGGCGGUCACGAGCGACGACUGCCGCGCCUCGAACCUCCCGUGGCUUCAGACCAUGGCCUACUGCAUCCAGCAGGGCUGCGAUGCCGUCGGCUUUCCGGCGGACAGGCAGGCCGAGUGUUUUGCCGCGCGAGCCGUUGCCGGCUCCGCCCAGCCCGCCUUUCGCGCCAGCCUUCCGAGCUCGCCCCCGCAGGUGGAGGUUGCAGACAAUGCUACAUGGCUCAACGUCACGAGUCUGGUGAAUGCAGCGCUCUACACGUCCACGUACGGGACUUAUCAGGAGUUUGCGCGGGAGGAGGGGCUGCAUUCCACUUAUUCACUAGUCAUCAUUCUCACCAUCAUCGGCCUGUUGUCCGCUUAUGCGGUCUUGGUGCAGCUGAGGAUAUCCAUUCCUAGCCUCAGCCAAGCCUUGGAGAACAAGUCCAUCUCGCCAUGGAUCCAACAGCAUCUGGUCAUCCCCCCAUUCCUAGGCACCCGUCGUCUUGAGCCUCUACCAGGUCAGCUGGGCUAUGCUCCAAGAAGGAUUCUCGGCAUCUCGAUCGCGUUCUAUGUCGUUCUCAACGUCGUGCUGUGUUCCGUUUCGUUUGGCAGCUUCCAGCCCAACGUCUACUUCAUGUCGAGCGGGUUUGAGCUGUGUGAAUACGUCGGCAACCGAACCGGCGUCCUCAGCUUUGUCAACAUGGCCAUCGCCAUAUUGUUCGCCGGACGAAACAACGUCUUCAUCGCCCUGACCGGGUGGAGCCACGCCACAUUUCUGGUGCUGCACCGUUGGACGGCGCGCAUUUCUGCCCUGCAGGCCGUCGUGCACUCCAUCGUGUACACCGUGGCGUACUUUCAGCCGGGGUACACCGGCGCAGCCGCGUAUGCUGAAAAGACGACCGAGGCCUUCUUUCAAUGGGGCAUCGUCGCCACAGUGGCCCUGUGCCUCGCAGUCGGCUUGGCCAUCCUGCCCUUGCGAGCGAGAUUCUACGAGACGUUUCUUGUUCUCCACAUCUUCCUCGUGGUGAUGAGCCUCGUGGGCUGCUGGUACCACAUCGUGCCGCACUUUGGCUUCGACUACGGCUACCAGGUCUGGCUCUACAUCGCGUUUGCCUUUUGGUCCGCCGACAGGCUGGCCCGCCUCGUGCGUAUUGCAUUCUUCAACCGCCUGGGCCGCUCCGACGCCGUCGUCGAGGCCGUCCCGGGCACCGACCUGAUGCAGCUCACGCUCUUCCCACGAACGACGGCGGGCUUCGGCCCCGGGCAGCACACGUUCCUCUACGCUCCCGGGCUGGGCAGGCCCUGGGAGAACCACCCCUUUACCGUUGCCGGCUGGACCACCGCGGAGCACGGGGCGCCGUCCAGCAGCUCCUCCACCGACGCGGUGCCGCUCGACGCAGGCCCGGCCGAGGAGGCCAAGUCCGGGAUGAGGGCCACCUCGUACAGCGGCCGGAGCCCGUCCGCGCCGUCGAUCCGCGUCCUCGUCCGAACGCACUCUGGCGCCACCGCCGCUCUGCAAAAGCGCCUCCGGGAGUCUGCGCCCGGGUCGCGUCCGCAGGUCUCCGUCUACAACGAGGGUCCCUACGGCGGCCACCGAGCUAACCUCGAGCCGUUCGUGGCUGCCGAGACGGUCCUGUGUGUUUUGGGCGGCAUCGGCGUCACCAGCGCGCUUGGGUUCCUGCAGUCGUACGUCGAGAGCCGGCGCGACGGUCAGGCAGGCCGGGGAGACCAGAGGCUGAUGAGGAAGACGACGCGGUUUAUCUUUGCUUGGUCGGCUAGGGAGGCCGGGCUGAUUCAGUAUGUCAAGGACAACUACUUGGCUGAUGUUGAGGGUGUCGAGUAUAGGCUGUGGUGCACUGGUCCCGUCGAGGGCGUAGAGCAGUCGGAACUGUCGGGCAAGUCUGCCCCUGGUAAAACAGUCGUCGCUGCCGAGUCUGGGAGGAUGAACAUUGGUGCAGUGCUGCAGGACAGCCUGGAGGCCGGGGUUGCCACAACCGUCAUGUGCUGCGGGCCGGGCGGUAUGCUGGAUGAGACUACAAGACAUGUUUCUCGGUACUUGGGAGAAGGGUACAAGAUCAGCCUGGUGGAGGAGCUGUACACUUGGUAG